Messenger RNA from Mesocestoides corti, 345 nucleotides. Lineage: Eukaryota; Metazoa; Platyhelminthes; Cestoda; Cyclophyllidea; Mesocestoididae. The record is from the annotation of a GenBank genome assembly.
AUGCAGGAGGGGCCUCUCUACUAUUUGCCGUGGAAUGGCUCAAAGUUCAAAACCGUGAAUAGUGUGGUCGACAACGGAUGUCUGGUCACCUAUGUGGUCAGCUACAUGAUGCCAGUUAGGAAAAAUGAAGUAAUUAUGAAGUCCAAGGCUCUAACGGCCACUUUCUCUGUGUUUUUCAGCGAUCGACUGCGAUCAGGGAACGUUGCACUGUCUCACAUGUACUGCACAGCCUUUGUCUACCACUGUUGUGAAAAAGAUUGCCAAGUUGGCGAAGACAACGCAGAGGAGGGCAUUGAUGUCGAGUCCUCUAAAGCUGACCUUAAAUUAACACUGAAAGAACUCUAG